Messenger RNA from Ixodes scapularis (black-legged tick), 1029 nucleotides. RefSeq names its product MTRF1L release factor glutamine methyltransferase (gene HemK1). The record is from RefSeq and is a predicted model, not a curated record. Gene Ontology annotation, molecular function: protein methyltransferase activity; nucleic acid binding. Gene Ontology annotation, cellular component: mitochondrion. Lineage: Eukaryota; Metazoa; Arthropoda; Arachnida; Ixodida; Ixodidae. Gene Ontology annotation, biological process: protein methylation.
UUGAUGUUGCCGUGGACAUAGUCAUGGUCAUUCAUUCAUAGGCGUUGAUCGGGUGCCGCGUGCUCGCAUAAAUCCGCAUGUGCGUGUUUGGACAACGAAAAUGAGGAAAACUGUAGUGUACUCACCGCGACGACUCCAGUACUGGCUGAGGGCCUUCCACGACGCCGGUAUCGGCACGGACGAAGCAAGGGCCUCGCUGAAUUGUAUCCUCACAAGCGUGAUGGGCAGAAGGAGUACCUUAGAGAUGUACUCAAACCAAGCAGAGAGAUCGCCUUUCUCCGCACUCCAGGUGAAACAAAUAGAUGAAUAUUGCGAAAAAAGAGCAUCCAGGUUGCCGGUUCAGUACAUUCUUGGAGAAUGGGACUUCCACAACAUUACUCUGAAGAUGCAACCUCCGAUCUUUAUCCCGAGGCCAGAAACGGAGAACUUGGUUGACAUUGUGCUGUCACAUCUCAAACGAACCCCGAAGUCCUCUACGGUACUAGACAUUGGAUGCGGGACUGGUGCUAUCUGCUUAGCGCUUGGAAAUGCUGCUCAGAUACAUUGCACUGGGGUGGACAAGAAUCCAAAAGCUGUGAAACUCUCAAAGGAAAAUGCAACGAACUUGAACCUAGCCCAUUGUGCGACAUUUCACGAAGCCGAGAUUAGCUCCCAUGGGAUAGAUACUGCUUACUCACCCUUGCUGAACCAAGUCUAUGACGUCAUUGUCAGCAAUCCACCAUACAUCAGUACGGAAGAGGCAAAGGAUCUCGAACCAGAAGUAUUAAGGUACGAAGAUCAUGGAGCCCUCUUUGCAGGCCCCCGGGGCUUGGACAUGGUGCAGAACAUCUUGCGCUACUCAAGGACAAACCUCAGGUUGGGGGGCAUCUAUUUCUGGAAGUGGGACUCUCAUCCACCCCUCAUCCGCAAUAUAUUAAGAACUCCAGAGUACAACCAGCUGCUCAGGUUGCACGCAGUUCAUUCCGAUUUUACUUUGAGAGACCGGUUUGUUGAGAUUGAACGGAUCAAAUAAAUGUACUCGCAGUGGAA